This is a messenger RNA of Nicotiana attenuata, 3081 nucleotides long. Its product is annotated as receptor-like protein kinase ANXUR1. NCBI's taxonomy places the organism in Eukaryota, Viridiplantae, Streptophyta, Magnoliopsida, Solanales, Solanaceae. Gene Ontology annotation, molecular function: ATP binding; protein kinase activity. Bases 210 to 2810 code for a protein of 866 amino acids. The record is from RefSeq and is a predicted model, not a curated record. Gene Ontology annotation, biological process: protein phosphorylation. The transcript has a single exon.
UCUAACGUCUCUCAAUCCUAAUACUCAUUCAAGGAAAAACACAAAUCAAAAAAAGAAGAAAGAAGUCUUUGGAAAAGCAAAAAAAUCAGAUUAAAACUUGUAUCUUUGAUCUCCAUUUUGUUUGCUUUUCCCUUGUGCAUGGCUGAAAUGCAUUAAAGGUGAAAUUUAAUGGCUCAUAUAUCCUUCAUUUUCCGUGAAAUCUAUUGCCAAUGGUUAACGCAGCAAUGAAUUUUGUAAAAUUUCUGGUUAUCAUAACCACAUUUUGUUCCGGCCUAAGCAAGGUGAAUUCAUCUAAAAAUGGCUCAAAUUCUUAUUCCUUUGUUUUGGCUUGUGGGGCUACAAGUAAUGCCACAGAUGCAGAUGGCAGGAUUUGGAGUCCAGAUUCCACACAUCUCCCCUCUUCUUCUUCUUCUGGUAAUUCAAUCACAUCUAAAGCUAAAUACCAAGAUCCUUCAUUGGUUUCUGAUAUCCCUUACAUGACUGCUAGGAUUUUCAAGACUCAAACCACGUAUUCUUUUCCUGUUUCUCCAAUAUCUCGCCAUUGGAUCAGACUUCACUUUUACCCUUCUUCUUAUGACAAUUUCAACUGCUCCAAUUCAUUCUUUUCUGUAACUGUUGGAGGGUUUACUCUUCUCAAUAAUUUCAGUGCCUCAAUCACAGCACAAGCACUAACGCAGGCUUAUAUCAUAAGGGAAUUCACUCUUGUCCCUCUCCAAACUAACACCCUUAACAUCACCUUUAACCCUUCAUCAGUAUACAAGGACUCUUUUGCCUUUAUCAAUGGAAUUGAGAUUAUUUCAAUGCCAGAAAUCUUUCAAGCCGCGCCUAUGGUGGGGUUCUCCGAUCAGACAAUGGAAACAGAAGCUUCUUCUAUGCAAACCAUGUUCAGGUUAAAUGUUGGUGGACAGUAUAUUCCAGCAAAUAAUGACUCAGGCUUGGGAAGAAUAUGGUAUGAUGACGCGCCAUAUUUGUUUGGUGCAUCAUUUGGUGUGACAUCUGCAGCUAAUAACAGUGUCAAAAUUUCAUAUCCUCCUAAUCUACCUAAUUACAUUGCUCCGGUGGAUGUUUAUAGGACAGCACGAUCCAUGGGGCCAAAUCCAGAUGUUAAUAGGAACUAUAAUCUCACUUGGAUUUUCCAAAUUGAUGGAAAUUUCACUUAUCUCGUGAGGUUACAUUUCUGUGAGUUUCAGUUGACACGAAUGAAUCAGAGGGUAUUCAAUAUAUACAUUAACAAUCAGACUGCUUUGGAAGAGGCUGAUGUUAUUUCGUGGACGAGUGCCCAAGGUGUGCCAGCAUACAAGGACUUUGUAAUAUAUGCCACAGAUCAACCUGGUGGUGAUGAAAUGUGGGUGGCUUUACAUCCUAAUGAUAAGACGAAGGCCGAGUUUUAUGAUUCAAUCCUCAAUGGACUAGAGAUUUUUAAGAUCAAUGACACAACAGGGAAUUUGGCAGGGCCGAAUCCUGUUCCAUCAUCAACCCCACCUCCGGAAACUGAUUCUCAGCCAAAACCGUCAUUUGCAUCAAAUAAAUCUAGUAAAAGUGGCAUAAUAGCUGGUUCAGUUGUAGGAUUGGCGGCUGGCUUUGGUAUUGUUUUUGGUGUAGUUGCUUUUAUCAAACGCAAGAAGAAUAUGAACAGCGGAGGGAAGUCUAGUAGAGGUGGUUGGUUACCAAUUUAUAGUAGUUCUAGGACUACAGAAACUAGAACAACUAUCUCAGGCAAGAGCAGUGGCAGUAGUCACAUUUCCAACAUUGGUGGAGGUCUUUGUAGGCACUUCACCUUAGCUGAGAUAAAACAUGGUACGAAGAAUUUUGACGAGUCGUUAGUAAUUGGAGUUGGAGGAUUUGGUAAAGUGUAUAAAGGAGAGAUUGAUGGAGGGACUAGUGUUGCUAUUAAGAGAGCAAACCCUUCUUCUGAACAAGGUCUUCAUGAGUUCCAAACUGAGAUUGAAUUGCUGUCGAAACUUAGACAUAGGCACUUAGUCUCAUUGAUUGGGGCUUGUGAAGAGAAUGAAGAGAUGAUAUUAGUGUAUGAUUAUAUGGCUAAUGGGACAUUGAGAGAGCACCUUUAUAAGCACAAUAAGCCACCUUUAUCAUGGAAACAAAGACUGGAUAUUUGUAUUGGUGCCGCUAGAGGUCUUCACUAUCUUCACACUGGUGCAAGAUACACUAUCAUCCAUAGGGAUGUGAAAACUACAAACAUUUUGUUGGAUGAUAAGUGGGUAGCAAAGGUUUCUGAUUUCGGAUUAUCGAAAACGGGACCUAAUCUCCAUCAAACUCAUGUCAGUACAAUGGUAAAAGGAAGUUUUGGAUACUUGGAUCCAGAAUAUUUCAGAAGACAGCAGCUGACAGAAAAGUCUGAUGUGUACUCUUUUGGGGUUGUCCUAUAUGAAGUACUGUGUGGAAGACCAGCUCUAAAUCCUAGUCUUCCAAAGGAACAAGUUAGUCUAGCAGAUUGGGCAUUACACUGCCAUAGGAGACAUACUACUAAAGAAAUUGUGGAUCCACAUAUUAAGGGGGAGAUCACACAAGAAUGUUUGAAGCAAUUUGUUGAUACAGCAGUGAGUUGCUUGUCUGAUCAUGGAACUGAUCGCCCUUCAAUGGGGUCAGUGUUAUGGAAUCUUGAGUAUUGCCUUCAGAUGCAAAAUAAUCCUGAUGGACCAAAAAUGGUGGCAGAACAGAAAGCAAACGAUGCUUAUGCGAUGCAUACAGAAUUGUUAAGUAUUACAGAGGAAGGCGGAGAAGGUGAGGAGUCAGAGGAGCACAGCACGGAGGCUGUCUUCUCCCAAAUUGUGAAUCCACAAGGUAGAUAGUUGCUUAGUUCUGCUAUUGUACUUUUGUUUUUCUUCUACAAGUUUAUAGUUGACGAGCGAGGAGGCUCGCUUAGUUGGUAGAGCACCUCCAUCUCCAACCAGUAGGUAGUUGGUAAGUGGAAGCACUAUUAAUCAGACUUGUAGCCUGUAUUUCUGUCUUCCUUAUUGGUGCCUUCAUUUUUGCUUCUCCAUGAUGUCUCACGAUUUGAGUGAAGCAGCUUUAAUGUUAUAGCAGUGUUAUUUAUGGUUAGCACAACGCUAUCUUCUGAAA